AUGACGAAGAAUACAAACCAUCGUCGUCACCACUUAUUCACGUCCCCGUUUUUCGUCUCUUUUCUCUUUCGCGUAUUGAAUUCGUUUCUUUUCCUGCGAACGUUUCACAGCGCGGACGAGCACUAUCAGAGCGUGGAAAUCGCGCACGAGUUUAUAUUCAAGUACGGCGCGAAGACCUGGGAAUGGCGAGAGGACGUGAAGUUGAGGAGUUUCGUGCAUCCUUUGCUCGCGUACGCGUGGCCGUACGCGCUCGUGAAGGGAUUACGGCUCGACGAAGACGCGAGUUUAAUAACGGGGGUGUUGGUGCGAGCGAUGCCGAGAGUCGUGAACGCCGCGCAGUGCGCUUUCAUCGACGUCGGGACGUACCGGUUAGCGCGCAAAUGGUACAACAACGACCAGAACGUGGCGAAAAAAGCGUUCGCACUGUCGCUCGCAUCGCACUGGCAUUUUUAUUGCGGAUGUCGGUCGUUCGCGAACGUCACGGAAACCGCGUUUUGCGUCUGGGCGCUCGUGUUUUGGCCGAGCGGGUAUUUCGAUAUGAACGCGAAGAAAAGAGGAGGUGGUAGUAAUAGCGGUAAGAGUAGUAAUAGCAGCGGGUUUAGAAGAAAGAGCAUCCGUGGUUUAGUUUUAGCGUUCGUUUCGUGCACCGUGCGGCCGACGGCGUACGCGUUUUGGGCGUGCGUAGGAGCGCGUACGAUUUUCUUCGAUCGAGAGGCGUUGUCGGCGAAGCGACGAGCGAGGUUUAGCGCGGAUGCCUUUUGGGUUGGAAGUCUCGUUUUAUCGAUAGAAGCGUGCGUGAACUAUUAUUAUUACAACAAGAAGUGGACGUUCCCGGCGUGGAACUUUUUCGAGUUUAACGUCUUGAGAGAAGGCGCGAGUCAAUACGGAACGCAUUCCAACGCGUGGGUUUUCACGCAAGGUUUACCGGUUGUUUUGGGCGUUUUGUUUCCAGUCAGUCUUUACGAGUUGUUCCUCGCUUCGAAUGCUCGCGGUAAUUUAGAAGAUACUAGUAGUGCUAAUCUUCCUGAUGGGGGUAAAAUCAUCAAAGAUAACGAUGGAACAAACGCGAAAAGAAGAAAACGUUUGUCGACGCCCGCGGUGGCGAAAGUUGCUUUUUUGGCAACCGUUUUCAUCGUUUCCAUUCCAAAGCACAAAGAGUUCCGCUUUUUAUACCCGUUGAUUCCAGUGUCCAUUGCGGCGUCUGCGAAGUCGUGGGCGUGGUUGGAGAGCGAGCCGCCAGAUAAGAAAUCAUCGAAGAACAACUCUAAAAAUACUACGUUUCUCCUGGCUCGGUGGUUCGUGCGCCUCGGUCUCGCCGCGCAAAUUCCGCUCGCGAUGUAUCUCUCUUUGAUACAUCAAAGAGGCAUGGAAACCAUCGUCAACAAAUACGUAUCCAAACUAACCGUGGAAGACGACGUGUUCGACGGUGGCGUGCACUUCUGGACCCCGUGUCACGAACACCCGUUCUACGCGAGCGUCCACAAAAAUUUGACGAUGCGCUAUUUGGAAUGCGAUCCUCCAAACGCGUCGUCGGUUUCGUCGCAUUUGUCCUCGGGCAAUUGGCGAGCGUUCGAAAAGAACCCCUUGGCAUUCGUAGAGCGUAAAUACGGGAAAAGCAGCGGAUUGAAAUGCGACGACGACGACGUAAACGACGUAAACGACGACGCCGAUGAAGAUGCUAAAACGAGCGACGACGAAGCUAAUAAUCUCCUCCCGAGCCACGUCGUCGUCUUCCAGCGCGAGCGCGACAUCCUCUGGAACUGGUUCCAAUCCUUCCAGUUUGAAGAGAUCGCGAACGAGUUCCACGCGCACUUGAGCGUCGAUCGCCCGGGUCAAGAAAGAGCUCACUUCUUCGCUCGAAGAAAAAAGACACCAAGGAAUACCACGGGUGGCGGCGAAAGUCAGCGCUCCGAAUGCGCUUCUUCGUCGAAAGUUGUUUAA
This is a messenger RNA of Bathycoccus prasinos, 1941 nucleotides long. RefSeq names its product glycosyltransferase, putative. The record is from RefSeq and is a predicted model, not a curated record. Lineage: Eukaryota; Viridiplantae; Chlorophyta; Mamiellophyceae; Mamiellales; Bathycoccaceae. The transcript has a single exon. Gene Ontology annotation, biological process: GPI anchor biosynthetic process. Bases 1 to 1941 code for a protein of 646 amino acids. Gene Ontology annotation, molecular function: alpha-1,2-mannosyltransferase activity. Gene Ontology annotation, cellular component: endoplasmic reticulum membrane.